Messenger RNA from Mya arenaria, 4422 nucleotides. RefSeq names its product zinc finger protein 782-like. Lineage: Eukaryota; Metazoa; Mollusca; Bivalvia; Myida; Myidae. The transcript has 2 exons. Gene Ontology annotation, molecular function: DNA-binding transcription factor activity, RNA polymerase II-specific; RNA polymerase II cis-regulatory region sequence-specific DNA binding. Gene Ontology annotation, biological process: regulation of transcription by RNA polymerase II. Bases 939 to 1889 code for a protein of 316 amino acids. Gene Ontology annotation, cellular component: PcG protein complex; transcription regulator complex. The record is from RefSeq and is a predicted model, not a curated record.
GUUGUCUGUUCCCUUUAAAUGGUAGUCAAGAAAAGUUCAAAACAAAUAUUGUUGUAAGUGAUACAAUGUCCAGCACAUACAACAAAACAUAUGAAGAGCAAAGAUUGAACACCGCUGCUUGCACAAAGGGCCGCUUAAAACAGUGGGAGUAGCGUCCUGUUCUGAUGAGAGAAUGAAGCGUAUACGUGUUAUACUUACCUACCUGUGUUUCCAACAGGUGUCCAUUAAAAAGUGGUUUUCUGAUUCACACGGACGAGUGGCCGUUUAAGUGUUGAGACUUGUCAAGUUGCUUCAAUCAAAAAGUUGCCAAUUUUAGUGUCUCUUUUUGCAUCACACGGACAAGAAGCCGUACAAGUGUCAGACUUAUCAACCUGCUUUUAACCUGUUGUCAACAUAAUACUGGCUUGCUGUUUAAUAUCGAUGACAAGCCGCACAUGUGUAAGACUUAUCAAGCGUUUUCACAAAGGUAUCAUUUAAUAGUCGCUUUCUGAUGCACAUGGACGAGAAGCUUGGUUUUCACAAAGUUGUCAUUGAAUAGUCGCUUUCUGAUUCACACGGACGGGAAGUCUUACAAGUCGUGUAAAGCAGCAUUUUCAUACACUUCUAAUCCAACAAAACACGUUCUAAUUCACAAGGGAGAGAAACGAUACAAAGUGUGAUAUAUUUUUCAAUAAAGGGAGAGAAACAGUACAAAGUGUGAUAAACUCUCAAAUUAAGGGAGAGAAACAAAACAAAGCGUGAUAUACUUUUCAAUAAAGGGAGAGAAACCAUUUAAAUGAGAUAUGAGGUGCUGCUCUAUUAAGUAGAUUCACUUUAAAGAGUCGCAUGCCAACACACACUGGAGAAUAACCAUUUAAAUGUAACUAUUUUUACUAAAGCAUUGUGUAAAGAGCCACACGCUCAUCCACUCAUCCCUGAAAUUUAAUGUUAAUACCAACAUGCAAAUUAAUACAAGUGAAAAGCCGUAUAUUUGUGGAAUAUGUCAGACUGGGUUUUCACAAAAAACAAAUCUAAAGGCUCACAUGCGAACUCACACAGGAGAGAAACCGUUUGUAUGUGCAAUAUGUGAUGCUGCCUUUUUACAUAAACCUAAUCUUAGAACGCACAUGCGGAUUCACACAGGAGAGAAAUCGUACAAGUGUGAAAGUUGCGAUGCUACUUUUUCACAGGAAACCAAUCUUAAAACCCAUAUGCGUACUCACACAGGGGAAAGACCGUGCAAGUGUGACAUAUGUGAUGCUACUUUUUCUCAAAGAUCUACUCUAAGGAGACACUUGGUAAUUCACACAGGAGAGAAGCCGUACAAGUGUGAUAUAUGUAAUGCUGCGUUUCCUCUUCAACCUACCCUUAAAGCACACUUGCGUAUCCACACAGGAGAAAAACCCUAUAAAUGUGAAAUCUGUGCCGCUAACUUUUCUCAGAAACCUUCUCUUACGACACACUUAAGAAUUCACACAGGAGAGAAACCGUAUACGUGUGACAUAUGCGGAAAUGCUUUCUCACGUAGAUAUCUUCUUAGGGUACACAUGCGAAUUCACUCAGAAAAUAAACAGUACAAGUGUGACAAAUGUGAUGCUGGCUUUUCAAGACAAUCUCUUUUAACGAAACACAUGCGAAUUCACUUAGAGAAUAUGCCUUACAAGUGUGACAUAUGCGGCAUGCCUUUUUCAUGCAAAAAUCCUCUAAGGAAACAUAUGCUAAUUCACACAGGAGAGAAACCAUACAAGUGUGAUAUAUGUGACGCUGCUUUUGUCCAAAAAUAUAAUCUUAAGACACACAUGCGGGUUCACACAGGAGAGAAACCAUAUAAGUGUGACAUAUGUGAUGCUGCUUUUUCACAUAAACAUCGGGUUAAGAUACACGUGCGAAUUCACCACCCAGAAGUGUAAAAUGUGUAAGGCUUCAUUUUCAAAUUAACCGAAGUUUAGGACACACGUUCGGAGUAACCGUAAGAACAUGACACAUGUGAUGCUGCUUUUUUCUCAUAAAACGUAGUCCUAGAAGACACAUGCGGAUUUAUUCUCGGGGGGCGGGGGGGCGUAGAAGUGUGAGUGACGUGGUAUUGAAUUCCCUAAACACAUCAAAAUAAUUUGCCACAUUCGACGAGAAACCUUUCAAACGUGGUACAAGCAAUGCCGUUUCUUACGAAAUAAUGAUUUAUUUUAGGAAUGUAUUGCAGGAUUGAUGUCAUUAUCGGGGUAUGAACGCAAUUGGGCUGGUCAAAGUGUAUGGAGUCCGGUGAACUUUGACAAACCGGACUUUGCGUUCAUAUCCCCGGUAAUGACAUCAAUAGCGCGAUUCAUUACUUAUAUUUACACCAAUAGUGCAUUAUUUCAUUCAAGAAUUAUUAAAAAUACUUAUUUGAUUAGAUAAAAAGUACUUUCAGUAAUCCUUUCUUACCCAUUCUGUAAAAAGAACGACCGACAGUAAUUGGAAACGUUUUAUCAAAUGACGUCACGAUAACGCGGGAAAGUUCAACCACUUGAAAUCACUUUUAAACGUAUAAUUAAAACACUUAUGGCAACGAUACAUUUAACAUAACAUAAUUUAACACUUUUUAAAAUAUUUAUUUAUAUUUUACUGCACCUGCUGAUAGAAUACAAACAAUAAUCAGAUUUAUGUAUAUUGUUAUACGAUAAAUUGUGAUCCGAAGAUGUUGCAUUUAUCGAUUGAUAAACGCAAUUGCUGAAAGGUGGUUCAUUAAGGGAAUGGAAGUUGAGGUGUAAAUAUACGUAGGUAUUCAAACAGGAAGGAUACCAAAAACUGUUGAGUUAGUUGCUGAUGUUCUGUAACAAAGUGUUUCCAAACGCCCGCUGAAAGGAUAACCGCAAUCAGAAGGGUAAACGAGUGAAUUUGCCUUAAAAUGUCAUGUUAAACAAGUACUUGAAUAAACGAGUUCCAUCGAGUUGUUCCUUUUCCGCGGAGGUUUUUUUACUAUGGUGGCGUCGGUGGUUGACGGAUUGUAUUGAUUUAUUUACUUUGAAUCGGAAGUGCUCGUUUUAUGCAUUGCUACUAUUGCUACUGUUCAUAUUGAAUAAUUACAUGCAAAGUUAUCAUAUUUAACUGAUCGACCAAAGAGGCUGAGAGAGUGUCAACUCAUUACAUUUCAUGUCUGCGAUGCCAAAAAUCCACCGAGUAGAUCGUAAAGUCGAAGUUUCGAAAAGACAGUACUGAAUGUAAAUGAAAUAUAUGUAACUCGGGAACAUGUGCUCACGUAGUACACACACUUUAAAGGGACGAAACGUAAGAUCGCCCCAAAUCGUCAAUUACCGUAUUCCUCAAAGCAAGCCUAGAAUGGCACUGCGAGCUAGAAGGAUGCCAAUAAUACAUUUUUACCAUAAAAUAAUACACACAACAAUUAUGUUACUGUCUCAUCUGUGUUUCUCCGCAAUUUUGAAAUACUGCUUAUGGUUUAUUAGUUUAUAUCAUAUUCUGUGUGUACAGAUAAAUAUACCGACGCUUAUUUUAAACUUACUUUGAUUUACGUGGAAAAAUCGGUAAGUGAGAUCAAAUGCGUCGUUGUGUAUAACGUAUUGAAUCGUACCCAUCAUCGAUGUACUUCAAAGCUUACGAAACAUUUAUCUUUCAAAGUUAUUGCAUAUUUUCCCAUUUCGAAAUUUACUUGGUAUGCUUUAAAAUAGCGUCGAUAUAUUUAUCGACGUCAUCACAUGACGUUCCCAUGCUAAAUAUACACACUUCAUGGCUUCCGAAAAGAACGGACAGUGCAAGGAAGUGAAAAACUGAUGCGAAAAACGUCGACGGAUUUCAAAGAGUUCAAUACCUGCAGUGGCUACACAUGCAGAUGUUCUAUGUGUGUAUAGUUUCAACCUCUGUUUCGUAUCACCCUAUUUUUAUUCCUUGCCUUGUUCAUUGUUUCUGUUAUUCCCUUAGUUUGACUUAUUACAAUUGCAUGUAGUUAUAUUAGCUUGUGUAUGUCUUUCCUUUGUGAUCUGCAUGCCUAGUUACUAGUAUAGUUUAGAUUUUAAAAUGUUAGUUCUGUUUAUCAUAGUUCGUAUUUGUAAACAAGUUUUGUUUGUCUUAGCUUUUUGAUAUUCUUUAUGAAUGUCAUUUAAUUUCAGUUUAAUUAAGUUUAUGUGUGAUAUGAAUGCUUAGAAUAGUUAAUUUGUGUGCAUUCCGUUUAGUUUGCAGCACAUUUAUAUAUAAGGUUACUCUUUGUGUGAUAUGUAUACCCUUUCUUUUGUAUUUUACAAACAUGCAUACGUAUCUUAAGAUCAGUAUAUUAUAGAACAUUGAUAGUGUCUUGCACUUCUGUGUCACAUGUGUCUUGCACUUCUGUGUCACAUAUCAUGUUUUAAUUCAUUUAUUUCUUUUUUUUUUAUACAUUUUGUUUGUUUGUUACUGGUUAAUCUAUGUUAUGUCGGAAAUAGUUCAUAGCAAAUUUAAUAAAUUAGUUUAGAUAUU